Coffea eugenioides is the source of this 4019-nucleotide messenger RNA. RefSeq names its product protein phosphatase 2C and cyclic nucleotide-binding/kinase domain-containing protein. The transcript has 18 exons. NCBI's taxonomy places the organism in Eukaryota, Viridiplantae, Streptophyta, Magnoliopsida, Gentianales, Rubiaceae. Bases 491 to 3580 code for a protein of 1029 amino acids. The record is from RefSeq and is a predicted model, not a curated record. Gene Ontology annotation, biological process: protein phosphorylation. Gene Ontology annotation, molecular function: protein kinase activity; ATP binding; cation binding.
UUCACUCACUCACACAUCUACUUCUCCUUUCAACUCCCCCAAGAGGACCAGGACAAAACGACUGAUCUGAGACUACUGCCUUCUUCAACUCAACAGUCCCAUUACGUCUCCUCCAUUUUCCCCUCAUUUUAAAUUGCAAUCUCGCUGCGCAAUACGCACCCUGAUUCUUUAUAACUCCAUCCCAUCAUCAUCAUCAUCAUCAUCAUCAUCAUCACCACCACCACCAGCAGAAGUAGUACAGUACAAUCACUCCAGAGCCUCGUGGCAAUAGCAUCAUUCCCCCCCAUUUAAUUGGAUUGAAUGUGACUUGGGUAUUGCUCUUGUGAUUUUUCUGCUUGAGGAAUUGUAGGAGACCUGUUUUGGAAGUCUUGGCUUUGGUGGUGUAUUCUGUGGUUGAUUAGACUUCGGUUGUUUGCUGAAGCUGUAAAGGCCUAAUGAAUGUUUUGGGAAUUCUGGCAUCUGGGUUUGUCUCGCUUUUGUGUUCACAAUAAUGGGCUGCGCUUAUUCAAGGGCUUGUAUUGGAGAGAUAUGUGCACCAAGAGAAGUCAAGGUUAAGGAAAGUGACAAGGUUAAAGCGGCUGAGAUUCGAGUGUUCUCACCUGCUUCUACAGAUGAAGAAGGGGAAAUUAGAGAUCAGUUUAACCAGUCAAGUUUAACUAGGGAUCAUGAGGUAGGUAUAAGUAGACUGUCUAGGGUCUCAGCCCAAUUUUUGCCCCCGGAAGGCUCACGGACUGUGAAGGUUCCGACAGGGAAUUAUGAAUUGAGAUACUCAUUUCUAUCUCAGAGAGGGUACUAUCCCGAUGCACUUGAUAAAGCUAACCAAGACAGUUUUUGCAUUCAUACUCCAUUUGGAACAAGUCCAGGUGAUCAUUUCUUCGGGGUUUUUGACGGCCAUGGGGAAUUUGGGGCUCAGUGUUCGCAGUUCGUUAAGCGGAAAUUGUGCGAAAAUUUGCUUAGGAAUGGUAAGUUUCGUGUGGAUGCUGUUGACACAUGUAAUGGAGCAUUCUUAACGACAAAUGCUCAGUUACAUGCUGACGAUUUGGAUGACAGCAUGAGUGGGACUACAGCAAUUACAAUAUUGGUCCGUGGUACAACAAUUUAUGUUGCUAACUCAGGUGAUUCAAGAGCUGUUAUAGCUGAAAGAAGAGGGGACGAUAUUGUGGCUGUUGACCUUUCAAUUGAUCAAACUCCAUUUCGACCUGACGAACUUGAAAGAGUUAAGCUUUGUGGAGCAAGAGUUCUCACUUUGGAUCAAAUUGAAGGACUGAAGAACCCCGAUGAGCAAUGUUGGGGCACUGAAGAAAGCGAUGAUGGUGAUCCACCAAGAUUGUGGGUACAACAUGGGAUGUAUCCUGGUACGGCAUUUACACGGAGUAUAGGUGAUUCUAUUGCUGAGACAAUUGGAGUCGUUGCAAAUCCUGAAAUUGUUGUUUUUGAGCUCACACCCAAUAAUCCCUUCUUUGUGCUUGCCAGUGAUGGGGUCUUUGAAUUCCUUUCCAGCCAGUCUGUUGUGGACAUGGUGGUAAAACACAAGGAACCUCGUGAUGCUUGUGCUGCAAUUGUGGCGGAAUCUUAUCGUCUUUGGCUUCAGUAUGAAACUCGUACAGAUGACAUUACUGUAAUAGUUGUGCAAAUUAGUGGCUUAACUCAGGCUGCUGUUGCUCAAUCACCAAGUUCUAAUGUGGUUUUAAGACCCCCACUACCUCAAGUUGUUGAGGUGUCAGGAUCAGAGUCUCCUUCAGUUUUGAGCUGGAAUUCUAAAAUCCACCGUGUAAGGCAAGAUGUGUCAAAGGCACGACUUCGAGCUAUAGAGAGUUCUUUGGAUAAGGGGCAAAUGUGGGUUCCUUCUUCUCCAGCUCACAGAAAGACAUGGGAAGAAGAAGCACACAUUCAAGGGGCAUUGCACGAUCAUUUUCUUUUCAGAAAACUUACAGAUUCUCAGUGUCAAGUUUUGUUGGAUUGCAUGCAAAGGGUUGAAGUUCAAGCAGGAGACAUUGUGGUGAAGCAGGGUGGUGAAGGUGACUGUUUUUAUGUUGUUGGAAGUGGAGAAUUUGAGGUCUUGGCCACACAGGAAGAGAAAAAUGGGGAAGUGCCUAGGGUUUUACAACGGUACACAGCUGAGAAGUUAUCAUCGUUUGGAGAGCUGGCAUUGAUGUACAACAAGCCCCUCCAAGCUUCUGUUCGUGCUGUAACCACUGGAACUCUAUGGGCGCUCAAGAGAGAGGAUUUUAGAGGAAUUCUUAUGUCAGAGUUCUCUAAUUUGUCAUCAUUGAAGCUUUUACGGUCGGUGGAUCUUCUCUCAAGGUUGACAAUACUGCAGCUAAGUCAUAUUGCUGAUUGUCUUUCAGAAGUGUCUUUCUUGAAUGGGCAGACAAUAGUUGAAAAGAAUGAGGAUCAUGGUUAUAUAUAUCCAAAGGGAGUGGUAGAAAAUUCAUUGACAUGGAUUCCUAUGAAAAUAGCAAGCGACAGCUUUUGUCUGAAAACUCAGGAGGAUGAUGAUGCAGAAGAGGUGCUGCAGAAAAGUUUGAAUCAGUUUGUGGGUUCUGGCAAAGCUACACAGGAUGAUCAAGCCAAAAGACUAUCCUGUGAGCUAUCAGAAUCUAAUGGAUAUGUACGAUGCUUCAACAAUCUGGAUACAGGUUCAGUUUCUGACUUGAUUGCCAGUGAGAUUGGCCUGUAUGGUGUGGAGACUCAGAGAAAAAAAGAUAAAUUGCUUAGCUUGAAGAGGUUUUCCAAGCAGAAGAUUAAAAGACUGGGAAAACAAAUGCAGGUUCUGAAAGAGAAGAAUCUGAUAAUGUGCACAAGCCCAUCUGCUGGAGUGCCUCGAAUUGUAUGCACCUCUGCUGAUCAAACACAUGCCGGCAUACUUCUGGAUACACGGCUUGCUUGCUCUUUAGCUUCUAUUCUUCAGAGCCCACUUGAUGAACCAUGUGCACAGUUCUGUGCUGCCUGUGUUGUUACUGCUCUGGAAGAUCUGCACAAGAUUGGCAUUCUUUACAGAGGUGUGUCUCCUGAUGUUCUAAUGUUUGACCAGAUGGGAUAUAUACAGCUAGUAGACUUCAGAUUUGGGAAGAAGUUUUCUGGUGCGGCUGGUGAGAGAACUUUUACAAUUUGUGGGAUUGCAGACUCUUUAGCUCCUGAAAUUGUCCAAGGGAAAGGGCAUGGUUUUCCUGCUGAUUGGUGGGCUUUGGGAACCCUGAUCUACUUCAUGUUACAAGGUGAAAUGCCAUUUGGAUCAUGGAGAGAAAGUGAGCUUACGUAUGCAAGAAUUGCAAAAGGACAGCUAACUCUUCCACAAACUUUUAGUCACCAUGCUGUUGACCUUAUUACAAAGUUACUUGAAGUAAAUGAAAGUUUAAGACUCGGAAGUGGAGGGGUUGGCUCUCUAAAAAGUCAUCCAUGGUUUGAUGGCGUGGAUUGGAAAGGAGUCAGAGAACGUACAAUUCCAACUCCUCAUGAAAUAUUCUCUCGUAUAAAUCAACACAUGGAAAGCCCUUCUGAAGAUAAUGCAUCCCCACUUAAUUCUCCUGUUAACGACCUGGAAGAGCUUAACAACCCAGAAUGGCUGGAGGAUUGGUAGAAAUUUGCCUUGGUAAGCAAAAUUGACUUUGUUGGCAUUCAAGUUUCAUUGGCUGAAGUGCCAAGAUACAACCUCUUGAUCAUCUCACCUGUAUUUUAGGUGGUAGCAUGGAGAAAAUGCCUCGUUUUGCUUACUUUGCUAUAGAGAACCACUCACUGAUAAAACCAAUUAACAGGUUGCUCCCUCUGUACAUAACUCAAAAUGCAAAUGAUUUGAGUGGUUUUCUUGCUUCUUCUGUCCCAUUUCUUUAAUGAGAGUGGAGAUCCUUGUAAGAAUGCAACUGCCAGAUAGAUAGCAGUUUAGCAAGGUUCCAGAAAUUCUCAGUUAAUAAUAGGUUUCUUGUAUCUCUUGGUAAAAUGAUUAACGAUUGUUACCUCAGGAAUUAAGAUAUGUGGAAUACUUUUUUGAUGGAUAUCAAAAACAUCUGUGUUAUUUUUUU